AUGGCAGACAAAGAACGGCACGACGGUGUGAAACUUGAGAAUAAUGAGUCGCUAAGGGACCUAGGGGUAAACGUGCUUUCCCAGAGUAGUUUGGAGGAAAGAAUAGCUAAUGAUGUAACCAAUUUUAGUAAUCUACAAACGCUACAACAAGAGGAAGCCCGUUUAGAACGUAGUCAGACCGCUUUACAACGAUAUGUGAAAAAGAAGAAUCUUCUCACAAGGAAGUUGAACAAUGCCACAAGGAUAUCAGUUAAGAAAACCCUAAGAAACCAGAUUAAAGACUUACAAUCUGAUGAUAUUGAACGGGUCCUGAAAGACAUAGAAGAGAUUCAAUCAAGGAUCAGAGAGUUGCAAGUGCAAAUAAGUCAAGGGAGUGAAAAGAAAACCUCUGAGGAGGGAUCACAAAGGCCUGGAGAAAGUGAGAAGGAGUUUCUGAUUAGAACUGGUAAGAUCACUGCAUUUGGACACAAGGCUGGUUUCAGUUUGGAUACUGCAAACACAGAUUAUGCAGAUGAUGAGGAACAGAAGGAAAAAGAUUUCGAAGUGGCAACAGAGCAAAUGGUAGAGAACUUAACAGAUGAAGAUGAUAACAUCAGCGAUCAAGAAUUUCGAAUGAGUAGUAUGGAAAGUCAGGAGAGUGAGGAAGAAGAACACAACGAGGAUGAAAUUUCUGAAGAUUUGGAAGAUUUGGAAUUCAAGGACCAACCUGGUGAAGCCAAGGAUGAUGGUGAUGAGUUGUAUUAUCAAGCAAGAUUAAAAAGGUGGAUUAAACGGCGUUCUGCCGAUAGGCAGAAGACAUCAGAUUUGCCAGAAUGGCGAAGGCCUCAUCCUGAUAUUCCUGAUGCAAAGCUUAAUAACGAAUUUAGAAUACCUGGUGAAAUUUAUUCACUGUUGUUUAAUUAUCAAAAGACAUGUGUGCAGUGGCUCUAUGAGCUUUACCAACAAAAUUGCGGCGGCAUUAUUGGUGACGAAAUGGGCCUAGGAAAGACGAUUCAAAUUAUUGCAUUCAUUGCAGCUUUGCAUCAUUCAGGUUUAUUGACAGGCCCCGUUUUAAUUGUCUGUCCCGCAACUGUGAUGAAACAGUGGUGUAAUGAGUUACAUCAUUGGUGGCCCCCGCUGAGAACAAUAAUAUUGCACUCUAUGGGCUCAGGAAUGGCUUCUAAUCAAAAAUCAAAAAUGAAUGAGAAUGACUUAGAACGUUUGAUUAUGAAUUCGAAACCGACCGAUUUUUCAUACAACGAUUGGCAGAAUUCAUCAAGGACUAAGAAAGCGCUUGAAUCAAGCUACCAUUUAGAAAAGCUGAUAGAUAAAGUUGUCACUGAUGGCCACAUUUUGAUUACUACUUAUGUGGGAUUAAGAAUACAUUCGGAUAAGCUACUAAAAGUAAAAUGGCAGUAUGCUGUCCUGGAUGAAGGACACAAAAUCAGAAAUCCAGAUUCUGAUAUCUCAUUAACCUGUAAAAAAUUAAAGACACAUAAUAGGAUUAUUCUUUCAGGAACACCGAUACAGAAUAAUUUAACUGAGCUUUGGUCACUUUUUGAUUUUAUCUUCCCUGGUAAAUUGGGCACCCUGCCCGUGUUUCAACAACAGUUUGUUAUGCCUAUAAAUAUGGGGGGUUAUGCAAAUGCGACAAAUAUACAAGUUCAGACUGGAUAUAAAUGUGCUGUUGCAUUGCGUGAUUUAAUUUCGCCAUAUCUCUUGCGUCGUGUGAAAGCUGAUGUUGCUAAAGAUCUGCCACAAAAGAAGGAAAUGGUUCUCUUUUGUAAGCUCACGAAAUAUCAAAGAAGCAAAUAUUUGGAAUUUUUACAUUCAUCAGAUCUAAAUCAAAUUCAAAGUGGUAAGAGAAAUGUUCUAUUUGGUAUCGACAUUUUAAGAAAAAUAUGUAAUCACCCCGAUUUACUCGACAGAGAGACUAAGAGGCAUGAUUCAAACUACGGAGAUCCUAAAAGAUCCGGAAAAAUGCAAGUUGUUAAACAAUUGCUAUUAUUGUGGCAUAAACAGGGCUAUAAAGCUUUACUUUUUACUCAAUCGAGACAAAUGCUGGAUAUCCUGGAGGAUUUUAUAUCAACGAAGGAUAUUGAUUUUUCAAAUUUAAAGUACUUGCGCAUGGAUGGGACAACGAACAUUAAGCACAGACAAUCAUUGGUGGAUCGGUUUAAUAACGAACCUUUUGAUGUGUUCUUAUUAACCACAAGAGUUGGGGGGCUAGGUGUUAAUUUAACAGGUGCUAAUAGAAUUAUCAUUUUUGAUCCAGACUGGAACCCAUCUACUGAUAUGCAAGCUAGAGAAAGAGCAUGGAGAAUUGGACAGAAGAGAGAGGUGUCGAUAUAUAGGUUGAUGGUAGGAGGAUCUAUAGAGGAGAAAAUUUAUCAUAGGCAAAUAUUCAAACAAUUCUUAACCAAUAGAAUAUUGACUGAUCCUAAGCAGAAAAGAUUCUUUAAAAUUCACGAACUUCAUGAUUUAUUUUCACUUGGUGGAGAGAACGGCUAUUCCACAGAAGAAUUGAGUGAUGAAGUUCAAAAACACACGGAAAAUUUGAAAAACUCCAAAUCACAGGAAAGUGAUGAUUUUGAACAGUUAGUUAGUUUAUCUGGUGUCUCUAAACUGGAAAGUUUUUAUAACGGCAAGGAAAGAAAGGAGAAUGACAAAUCAGAAGACGAUAGAUUAAUUGAAGGGUUACUAGGAGGAGAAAGUAAUUUAGAAACCGUCAUGAGUCAUGAUUCAGUUGUCAAUUCUCAUGCAAGCAGCUCUUCUUCCAAUAUAAUUGCGAAUGAAGCAUCAAGAGUAGCGAAUGAUGCAGUAAAUGCACUGAGGAAAUCGAGGAAAAAAAUUACUAAACAGUAUGAAAUCGGGACACCUACUUGGACAGGAAGAUUUGGUAAAGCAGGUAAAAUUAGAAAAAGAGAGCUUUUGAAAAAUAAAUUAACUGGAUCAGCAGCCAUUUUACAGAAUAUUAGCAAGUCACAAACAGAGGCAUCCAAAGAGGCUCGCCAAGAAAAUCAUGAAGAUGAUAUCGACCUUGUAAAAUCCAAGGAACUUAAUUCUCAUACUAAGAUACUAGAAAAUAUCCAGAAGUAUCUACAAAAACAAGAUAACUUCUUCUCACCUAGUGUCAAUAUAAUAAAUCACGUUGGCGUCAACCUUUCUAACAAAGGAGACGUUAUCAAAGUUAGAGCAUUAUUACGGACUAUAGCGCAAUUUGAUAAAGACCGUAAAGGAUGGGUACUUGAUGAGGAGUUUAGGAAUAACAAUAUAUGA
Molecule: messenger RNA, 3258 nt
Organism: Saccharomyces mikatae IFO 1815
Lineage: Eukaryota; Fungi; Ascomycota; Saccharomycetes; Saccharomycetales; Saccharomycetaceae
Gene: RAD26
Product: DNA-dependent ATPase RAD26
Exons: 1
Coding region: 1-3258 (1085 amino acids)
Biological process (GO): transcription-coupled nucleotide-excision repair
Cellular component (GO): nucleus
Molecular function (GO): ATP-dependent chromatin remodeler activity; ATP binding
Source: RefSeq, a predicted model, not a curated record